Arctia plantaginis is the source of this 2439-nucleotide messenger RNA. NCBI's taxonomy places the organism in Eukaryota, Metazoa, Arthropoda, Insecta, Lepidoptera, Erebidae. The record is from the annotation of a GenBank genome assembly.
AUGUGGUCGUUUUUCUCUCGUGAUCCUACGAAGGAUUUUCCCUACGAAGUAGGAGAUCCUGUACCUGAUUUAGAAGAUAGAAGUGUUUGGACCGUACAUAAAGGCAAAAAAAGAGGGACACAAGAAGAAGUCUCCAUAUUUUUAUUCGAUGUUCAGAAAAGUUCAGAAACACUAUUCGACAUAGCCAAGGCGUCCUUAAAGAAACUAAAGACUAUGCGACAUCCAAGCCUUUUACAUUAUUUAGAUAGCUGUGAAACUGAGAAAUUUUUAUAUGUAGCAACAGAGUAUGUAGAGCCAUUAUCUAGGCAUAUAGAGGAUAUGAAACUAGAGGGCCCACAAAAGGAAUUAUUUCUAGCUUGGGGCAUAUUCCAAAUAACUAGAGCACUAUCAUUUUUAAAUAAUGAUGGCAAUAUGAGGCACAAUAAUGUGUGUUUGUAUUCAGUAUUUGUAACUCUAGCUGGAGAGUGGAAAUUGGGUGGUUUUGAGUUCCUCACUUCACAAGGACAGGAGAAUGCAAAUCCUAUUCCAAUCAAGAUAUUACCUGCAUUAGAAAUAUAUGAUCCACCUGAGAAGAAAGAUGCCACAAAGCUUAAAACUGUCACUAAGUGCUCAUCUGAUAUGUGGGGUCUAGGCUGUCUAAUAUGGGAAGCAUACAAUGGCCCUCUCAAAAAUCAGCCUGCACUUAAAACAGUGGAUAAUAUACCAAAGCAGCUUUGCACUUUGUAUUGUGAGCUAGUGAGUGCCAAUCCUGGCUCAAGACCCAAUCCUGCUGAUAUCAUUGCAAGGUGUCGAAAAAUGGGUGGAUUCUUUAAAAAUGAUCUGAUAGACACAAUGUUAUUCCUUGAAGAGAUACAGAUAAAAGAUAAAGUGGAAAAAGGAAAAUUCUUCUCGACUCUCAGUUCUUAUUUAGAUAAUUUCCCGGAAGCAGUGUGUGUUCAUAAGAUAUUACCACAGCUACUAACAGCUUUCCAUUAUGGUGAUGCUGGAUCAGCUGUUCUAGCGCCCAUGUUCAAGUUGGGUAAACUACUAGAGGAUGCUGACUACCAAAAGCAAAUAGUACCAUGUGUAGUCAAACUUUUCGCGUCGAAUGACCGGACGACGCGGUCGCGGCUGCUACAACAACUUGAUCAGUUUAUAAUGCACUUGCAAAACUCUACUGUCAAUGACCAAAUAUUUCCUCAAGUGGUGCACGGUUUUUUGGAUACGAACCCUGUUAUCAGAGAACAGACUGUCAAGUCAAUAGUACACCUUUCGUCUAAACUCAACUACAACAAUUUGAAUGUGGAAGUACUACGACACUUCGCUCGAUUGCAGGCUAAGGAUGAUCAGGGUGGAAUCAGGACAAACACGACAGUAUGUCUCGGCAAGAUAGCUCAGCAUCUUCACCCACAGAUUCGCCAGAAGGUCCUAGUAUCGGCAUUUGUACGUUCGACUCGUGACGUGUUCCCCCCUGCCCGACAAGCGGGCGUACUAGCAUUGGCAGCUACACAACAAUACUUCUUGUUAGCUGAAGUGGCUAACAGAGUGUUGCCAGCUCUCUGUCCACUAACCAAUGAUCCAGAAAAGCAGGUCCGUGACGCAGCAUUUAGAACUAUAAAAGGAUUUUUGGGAAAACUGGAAAAGGUUUCAGAAGACCCAAGUUUAAAAGAAGGAAUGGAGGCCGAUGUGCACACCGCAACGCCGUCUCUUAGCAACGCAGCAGCCACGUGGGCGGGCUGGGCUGUGACGGCCGUCACCGCCAAGUUCUACCGCUCGCACUCCGACACGGCGCGUGUUGCGCACCCGGCCAAGUCGGUGCUGUCCAAGCCAGGAUCACUCGAGCAACCAUCGUCGAGCAGUAUGUCAACUACAACGUCGUCCGUCACCUCCAUGACCUCUUUAGAACACAGCGAGUCGGCAUCUGACUAUGACCCAGACCACUGGGACAUGGCCGCCUGGGGCGACAUCGACUCCAGCGCAGGAACGGGCGCGAGUGUGAGCGCGAAGUCUCCCCCGAGCAGCGGCAGCGCCCACGCGACCCCCGCGCUCGCCGCGCUGUGCGAGGACGACUGGGACAACGAGGAGUGGGGCACCUUGCAGGAACAACCGAGUGCAGAAGCGGAACUGGCGAGUCCGUCAGAAACGUGGAAUAAUACUGCGUGGAUAGACCCAGCGUUAAACAACGCGAACGCUACGUACGUGAGGGGCGGCCGCCUCGAGCACAGGCCCACGGCGCAUCAGAACAGUAACGACUCGCUCGGUGGGUGGGAGGACGGCGAGUUCGAACCUAUCGAGGAAAAUGUCGAUGAAAACAACGCAUCAAAAAUGGACGAAAUGCGUCGCAAACGUGAAGAGCGAAAGCUACAGAGGCAGCGCGAGAUGGAAGCUCGCCGUUCUGCGCGGGGUCAGGGGCCCAUGAAGCUCGGCACUAAGAUGGCGCCCACCAACCAACCCUUCUAG